ACAAUGAUUUUUUUUAGAUUACUACAAAUAAAUACGUGAUUUGAAUUCAUGUACGAAACGAUCCAUUGACCCAAAACGUCCGUCGCGAUCCAAGCCCGACGCCCACUAAAGACAUGCAAAUGAUUGGCCAAUGAUUCACGCUGCGAUGGCCACGUUACCAUCAUCCGCCAUGACCGCCGUCGCCACUCCUCCUCCCGCCACCGUGGCCUUCACGACGCCCCAAAGCUACGCGCAGAGACUCUCCCACCUCCUCGCUCUCAAAGGCCACACUCCCCUCUGGUGCCCCACCCUCUCCGUGGGUCCAACCCGGCAGACAAUGUCCUUCCUCACGUCCCACCUCCAGCCGCCGGCGCUCGAGCCCUUCUCCGCCAUCGCCUUCACCUCUCGCGCCGGCAUCGCCGCCUUCUCCGCCGCGGUCGCCGACAUCCAGGGCUCGCUCUUGUCCGCCCGCGGCUGCGAUACCUUCAUCGUCGCGGCCCUCGGCAAGGACUCCGAGCUCCUGGACGCCGACUUCCUAUCCCGGAUUUGCCCCAAUUCGAGACGGAUCGAGACCCUAAUCCCCAAAGUUGCGAGCCCUCGGGGGCUCGUGGACUCGCUCGGGCGAGGCGACCAGAGGAGAAUCCUCUGCCCGGUCCCCCUGGUGGUCGGGAUCGAGGAGCCGCCAGUGGUUCCGGAGUUCAUCAGCGAACUGGAGGCGAAAGGCUGGGCGGCGGUCAGGGUCGGCGCGUACGAGACGCGGUGGCUGGGCGAGGAUUGCGCGGAGCCUAUCGUGAGCAGAGAGGAGGGCGAGGGAUUGGAUGCGAUUGUUUUUACCAGUAGCGGAGAAGUGGAAGGCCUUCUGAAGAGCUUGAAGGCGGGUUUUGGGUGGGAGUGGGAGGACGUGAGGAGGAGGUGGCCGGAGUUGGUGGUGGCGGCACAUGGGCCGGUGACGGCGGCGGGAGCGGAGAGGCUUGGGGUCCGGGUCGACGUGGUGGGCCACAAGUUUGAGAGCUUCGGGGGUGUUGUGGAGGCUCUUAGCCUGAAACUCCAGAGUGCAAAAGAACAACCUUGAAUUUGAGCUGAGCAACUUUGUGAUUUGUGCGGAUUCAAAUUUGGCCCAAGAAGAAAUCACGAACAUGUGUCAUUUUCUUGGUGGCUUCAACUCCGACAGGAGCUUCAGUGCAUCGCCGAUGGACGGUCGGUCAGAUGCCCUGCUUUGUAUGCAGAGCAGAGCGACUUCAAGCACCAGUUUUAUCU
Messenger RNA from Rhodamnia argentea, 1236 nucleotides. RefSeq lists its product as uncharacterized. The transcript has 2 exons. Gene Ontology annotation, biological process: tetrapyrrole biosynthetic process. Bases 131 to 1051 code for a protein of 306 amino acids. NCBI's taxonomy places the organism in Eukaryota, Viridiplantae, Streptophyta, Magnoliopsida, Myrtales, Myrtaceae. The record is from RefSeq and is a predicted model, not a curated record. Gene Ontology annotation, molecular function: uroporphyrinogen-III synthase activity.